CCAUGAGUCCUUGCGAAGCGCGACGUAGCCGGAAGCUGCUGGCGGCUGGUGGGGGAAUCUGAGCACCCAGUCCAGCUUGGCAACUCGGCCGGACCCGACGCCCUGAGGGCAGCAGGUCCCUGUGUGAGGCUGCCCUUCUCGGUCCCCAGCGGCCGCCCCAUUGUGUGAGCGGACCUCCUCGCCGCGGAAGUCCAGACCCCUCGGCCUCUGAGCCUGCCACUCUUCAGCCUAGCGGUUACGCGGAUCUACGUGGUCACUCGGCGAUCUCGGGCGCAGACCGGUUCUGCAUAGCCCAGUUACCCGGAAAAGGGCCACUACCCUUCACUUCGAAAGAAGAUUGUGUCCAGAGGUGCCAGGAAGCCAGACUCCCUAGCCUCAGCUUGUUGAUCAUUUUCCUUCUUGGCCUUUGAAUACCAUGGCCAGCCCAAGAACCAGAAAAGUACUUAAAGAAGUCAGAGCACAGGAUGAGAACAAUGUUUGCUUUGAGUGUGGUGCAUUCAAUCCUCAGUGGGUCAGCGUGACUUAUGGCAUCUGGAUCUGCCUGGAAUGCUCUGGGAGACACCGUGGCCUUGGGGUGCACCUCAGCUUUGUACGCUCUGUUACAAUGGACAAAUGGAAGGACAUCGAGCUUGAGAAGAUGAAGGCUGGUGGGAAUGCUAAGUUCCGAGAAUUCCUGGAGGCACAAGAGGACUAUGAGCCUAACUGGUCCUUGCAGGACAAGUAUAGCAGCAGAGCUGCAGCACUCUUUAGGGAUAAGGUGGCUACUUUGGCAGAAGGUAGAGAGUGGUCUCUGGAGUCAUCGCCUGCACAGAACUGGACCCCACCUCAGCCCAAGAUGCUGCAGUCCACUGCCCACCGACCCUCUGGCCAGCCACAGAAUGUGACUGCCUCUGGGGACAAGGCUUUUGAAGACUGGCUGAAUGAUGAUCUGGGCUCCUACCAGGGGGCUCAGGAGAAUCGCUAUGUAGGGUUUGGGAACACAGUGCCACCUCAGAAGAGAGAAGACGACUUCCUCAACAAUGCCAUGUCAUCCCUGUACUCGGGCUGGAGCAGUUUUACCACUGGGGCGAGCAAGUUUGCUUCUGCAGCGAAGGAGGGUGCUACAAAAUUUGGAUCCCAAGCAAGUCAAAAGUUUUGGGGUUACAAGCAGCAAUCAGAGCCGGCUUCGGAGUUGGGCCACAGCCUGAAUGAGAAUGUUCUCAAGCCUGCACAGGAGAAGGUGAAGGAGGGAAGGAUUUUUGAUGAUGUGUCCAGUGGGGUCUCUCAGUUGGCAUCCAAGGUCCAGGGAGUUGGCAGCAAGGGAUGGCGUGAUGUUACUACUUUCUUUUCCGGGAAAGCCGAAGACACAUCGGACAGACCCUUAGAGGGCCACAGCUACCAAAACAGCAGUGGAGACAACUCCCAGAACAGCACCAUAGACCAGAGCUUCUGGGAGACCUUCGGGAGUGCCGAGCCCCCCAAGGCCAAGUCCCCAAGCAGUGACAGCUGGACCUACGCAGAUGCCUCGACAGGGAGGAGGAGCUCGGACAGCUGGGAUGUUUGGGGCUCGGGUUCCGCAUCCAACAACAAGAACAGCAAUAGUGAUGGCUGGGAGAGCUGGGAGGGAGCCAGUGGGGAGGUCAGGGCAAAGGCCACCAAGAAGGCUGCCCCAUCUACGGCCACUGAUGAGGGCUGGGACAACCAGAACUGGUAGGAGCCUUGCUGCAUCCUGGCCCCAGCUCUGCUGGGAGACUGCUGUGUUUGCACUUUACCCUUCUUGUUCCUCCUUCAUUUGACCUCAGUGUGAAGACAGUGGCUCAGGCAGGACUUGAGUCGGUGCUGCCUGCCUGGUGUGGGGUGGCUUUCUCUUAGGCCUCAGAGGACAUGUCAUCCAUCUGCCUCUUGGGUCCUCUGAGCAGCCUUCCUGAACUCUGGGUUCUUGGGACCCAGGCACUAUCUCUGCAGCCAUGGCACAGCCUGGAACUGCAGUCCUGUGCAAUGUCAGCCAAGCCAGACAUCUGCUUUUGUUGAAAUGUCUUUUAAAACUUGAAAGGUUUGCUCUAGUUCUUUUUUUUUUUUUUACCUUGAAGAAAAUGCCUGGAGUCUUAAAGCUGGAAACGAAAUGACAAAAGCAAUACUGGAGCUCGCACUGCCACCGACACCCUCACCUAAGUCCACGUCUUGUGGCCUGUGCUGUGAGACUACUCACUUUGUGACCCUCUGCCUUUCCUGCAUCAGCCUGUCCAGCCCUCAGUCUCAUGGGACAAACUCCACAGAUGGCCACACAUGGCAGCUUGGGCUCUGGCCCUCCCUGGACACCAGACUUGAACUUGGCCAGUCCUGGAUAGCUCAGAAAGGAGGAAAGGAGAGUAAAAGGGCUGGGAGCAUUGUCAGCCUAUCUGCCACUCCCACCUGGUACAGGGGAGCCUGAACAUGGAGGGCGGGCUGAGGGCCAACUGCCAUUGCCCAGGGUUGGGGCGUCUUGAUGGGGACCAUCCAGGCAGAGCACCUGUUGGUAUUUUGCCAUGUAUUGUGUCUACGACAGCCCAGGCCUUCUCCCAGCCUGCUCAGGGUGCUCAGGGUCAGAGCACACUAGGUCAUGUCUCCUCAGCAUGCAGCUGUCCCUCCAGACAGCCCCAUUUCCCACCCUGUGGACUUUGUGGAACACUGCAGUUGAGACCCAUGUGCUAUCAGUGGUUGGAGUGACAGCCUUUUCCUCCCAGGAUACCAUGACUGCUGUGUGCUGUGGCUGGAGAGUCCAGCUGGGUCUCUGUCUCCUUAAACCCACUCCUGUCUUGGCCCUCAGUUUGACCAGCAGUGCAUGACCUGAA
Molecule: messenger RNA, 2810 nt
Organism: Peromyscus californicus insignis
Lineage: Eukaryota; Metazoa; Chordata; Mammalia; Rodentia; Cricetidae
Gene: Arfgap1
Product: ADP ribosylation factor GTPase activating protein 1
Exons: 15
Coding region: 416-1693 (425 amino acids)
Biological process (GO): regulation of endocytosis; regulation of ARF protein signal transduction
Cellular component (GO): Golgi membrane
Molecular function (GO): GTPase activator activity
Source: RefSeq, a predicted model, not a curated record